Molecule: messenger RNA, 1569 nt
Organism: Talaromyces atroroseus
Lineage: Eukaryota; Fungi; Ascomycota; Eurotiomycetes; Eurotiales; Trichocomaceae
Product: Eburicol 14-alpha-demethylase
Exons: 4
Coding region: 1-1569 (522 amino acids)
Biological process (GO): ergosterol biosynthetic process
Molecular function (GO): monooxygenase activity; iron ion binding; heme binding
Source: RefSeq, a predicted model, not a curated record
AUGGGGCUCUUCGCGGCUGUCCUCGACAAAUUCUGCGAACAAUGCUCAACGCAGUCCAUUUACGUGCUCGCCGGGCUGGGCUUCAUUACGCUGCUGGUUGUCUCCGUUGUGGUGAAUGUCUUGAGCCAGCUGCUGUUCAAAAAUCCCAAUGAGCCUCCUGUUGUAUUUCACUGGUUUCCAUUCAUCGGCAGCACAAUCAGCUAUGGCAUCGACCCGUACAAGUUUUUCUUCAACUGUCGCAGCAAGUACGGCGAUAUCUUUACAUUCGUGCUACUUGGCAAAAAGACCACGGUCUUUUUAGGAACCAAAGGAAACGACUUCAUUCUGAACGCAAAGUUGCGCGAUGUCUGCGCUGAAGAAGUUUACUCGCCUCUCACGACCCCGGUAUUCGGCAAGCACGUGGUGUACGACUGUCCCAAUUCGAAGCUGAUGGAGCAAAAAAAGUUUGUGAAAUUCGGUUUGACCUCAGAGGCGCUACGUUCCUAUGUUCAGCUCAUUUCAAAGGAAGUAAACGAGUAUAUCGCAACAAGCAGUGCUUUCAAGAACGCUCGGGGAACUAUCGAUGUGGGCAAAAUAAUGGCUGAAAUCACGAUUUACACCGCUUCUCGAUCGCUGCAAGGCAAGGAAGUACGAGACACGUUUGAUUCGACCUUCGCUGAGCUCUACCAUGAUCUGGAUAUGGGAUUUGCUCCAAUCAACUUUAUGCUCCCUUGGGCUCCUCUUCCACACAACCGCAAGCGUGACCGUGCGCAGAGGAAGAUGGCUGAAACCUACAUGAACAUCAUCCAGAAGCGUCGGCAGUCUGGAGGCGAGAAGGACUCGGAAGACAUGGUUUGGAACCUGAUGUCCUGCGUCUACAAGGAUGGCACCCCCAUUCCCGAUAUUGAGGUGGCCCAUAUGAUGAUUGCUCUCCUAAUGGCUGGUCAACACUCAUCGUCUUCCACCAUCUCAUGGAUCGUGCUUCGACUAGCUUCGCAGCCCAAGAUUACUGAGCAGUUGUAUCAAGAACAAAUCAGAGUCCUGGGACCCGAUCUUCCCCCUCUUACUCAUGAGAACUUGCAAAAACUGGAACUGCAAGCAAACGUGAUCAAGGAGACACUUCGUCUACAUGCCCCGAUCCACUCAAUCAUCCGUGCUGUUAAGAACCCCAUGCCAGUCGAUGGCACCCCUUAUGUCAUCCCAACCUCUCAUAACGUUCUUUCGUCCCCUGGAGUCACUGCGCGGUCACCCGAACACUUCCCUGAGCCUUUGGACUGGGACCCUCACCGAUGGGACGGUGUUAAGAACACGGAAGACGAUGAGCAGGUUGACUAUGGCUAUGGCUUAAUUAGCAAAGGUGCUGGAAGCCCCUACCUGCCCUUUGGAGCCGGCCGUCAUCGUUGCAUUGGUGAACAAUUUGCCUAUGUUCAACUAGGUGCUAUAUGUGCAUCGUUGGUCAGGCAGCUCAAGUUUAAGAAUCUUCCCAACGUUGAAGGUGUGCCAGAUACUGAUUAUUCGUCGUUAUUUUCCAGGCCCUGGGCGAAUUCUUUCGUUCAAUAUGAGCGAAGAGAGUCAUCUUCCAAGGCCUAA